GCCUGAUACUUGUUCAACUCCUACUCGCCCGUCACCGGAGCAAAGCCCUCAGUCCCCUCGCAGAGCUCGAAGAAACCCUAGCAAGCCCGUCCAGAAAUCCCCAACAGCGCGAUCAUGGCGACCAACACUCCGAACCUAGAGUGCCGGAUGUACGAGGCCAAGUACCCGGAAGUCGACCAGGCGGUGAUGAUCCAGGUGAAAAGCAUGGCCGACAGCGGCGCGUACGUUUCCCUCCUCGAGUACAACAACAUCGAAGGCAUGAUUCUCUUCUCCGAGCUCUCCCGCCGCCGGAUUCGGAGCAUAAGCAGCUUAAUUAGGGUGGGCAGAAUCGAACCCGUCAUGGUUCUUAGGGUUAACAAGGAGAAGGGGUACAUCGAUCUCAGCAAGCGCCGUGUCGCCGAGGAGGACAUUCAGGCUUGUGAAGAGAGGUAUAACAAGAGCAAGCUUGUACAUUCCAUCAUGCGCCAUGUUGCCGAAACCAUGGAACUCGAUCUCGAGGAUCUUUACAUCCAUGUUGGUUGGCCUCUAUAUAGGAAAUAUGGUCAUGCUUUUGAGGCAUUCAAGCUGAUUGUCAAUGAUCCUGAUUCAAUUCUAAAUUCCCUAACUCGUGAAGUUACAGAAGUUGGCCCUGAUGGCAACACGAUAACAAGGGUGGUUCCUGCACUAUCAGAGGAAGUUAAAAAUUCUUUGGUACAAAAUAUUAGGAGAAGAAUGACUCCACAGCCACUGAAGAUCCGGGCUGAUGUUGAGAUGAAGUGUUUUCAGUUUGAUGGUGUUCUUCACAUAAAGGAAGCUAUGCGUAAAGCUGAAGCUGUUGGUAACAAAGAUUGCCCUGUUAAAAUUAAACUUGUUGCCCCCCCAGCAUAUGUUCUCAAUACACAGACUCUUGACAAGGAGCAAGGCAUAUCUAUCCUUCAUAAUGCGAUUGCAGCUUGCCGAGAGGAAAUACAACGUCACAAAGGAAAUCUCACCGUGAAGGAGGAGCCUAGAGUGGUGAGUGAAAAAGAGGAAAGACUCCUUGCUGAAGAGUUUAAAAAGCUGGGCCAGGAGAAUGAUGAGGUCAGCGGUGACGAAGACAGCGAAGAGGAAGAGGAUACAGGGAUGGGAGAGCUUGAUUUAGAAAACUCUGUGCACGUCAUAACAGACUGAAGAAGUUGGGGGAGUAAUGUACAAUUUUGAGUUUUAUCAGGCCUUAACGACAAUGCAGUUUUCCUGCCAAAGGAGACUCCAUUCUAGAGCUCUUGUUUUUGGGCAACAUCCAAUGUGAUUUAUUGUUGUGUUUUGAUCAUUUUUUUGUCAUGUGUUUCUUCGUACCAUUGUUAACGGUAUACCGUGUGCUAAAUAUGAGAAUUCUUUAUAUCAUAAGAACACUUUUUAUGUUACUGAUAUGCAAACAUUUCUGUGCAAAUUUACCCAAUCUA
Molecule: messenger RNA, 1421 nt
Organism: Cuscuta campestris
Lineage: Eukaryota; Viridiplantae; Streptophyta; Magnoliopsida; Solanales; Convolvulaceae
Source: the annotation of a GenBank genome assembly